Molecule: messenger RNA, 4584 nt
Organism: Xiphophorus couchianus (Monterrey platyfish)
Lineage: Eukaryota; Metazoa; Chordata; Actinopteri; Cyprinodontiformes; Poeciliidae
Gene: pdia5
Product: protein disulfide isomerase family A, member 5
Exons: 17
Coding region: 86-1675 (529 amino acids)
Biological process (GO): protein folding
Cellular component (GO): endoplasmic reticulum
Molecular function (GO): protein disulfide isomerase activity
Source: RefSeq, a predicted model, not a curated record
UUCAUUUCCCAGGGUGCUCCGCGCCUCGCCCUACAAUCCGUGGAAAUCCGAAUGCGCCUGCGUAUCCAGACGUGGCAACGGCAUCAUGGCCUCCUGGAUCCGCUGCAGGAGAAAGAUGAGAGAGGCGACAAUGUUCGCGCUGGUGCUGCUGAUGCUGGUGCUGUCGUCGUCGCUGGCAGCUGUGAAGGUGUCUCCUCUCAUAGAGAAGGUCAGCGACCACAAAGACUUCAAGAAGCUGCUCAGGACAAGAACCAAUGUCCUGGUGCUCUACACUAAGACAGCUACAUCGGGGGACUCCUAUCUGAAACUGCUGUCUGACGUUGCCCAAACAGUGAAGGGCCAGGGGACCAUUGCGUGGGUCAACUGUGGUGAUUCAGAGGGUCGCAAACUCUGUAAAAAAGUGAAGGUGGACCCGAGCUCCAGACGCGAGGGAGCAGAGCUGCUGCAUUACAAAGAUGGGACAUUCCACACACAGUACAACAGACCGGCUACAUUUAAGUCUAUGGUAGCAUUUUUAAAGGACCCGUCGGGACCCCCGCUGUGGGAAGAGAACCCCGAAGCAAAAGACGUCGUCCACGUCGAAACGGAGAAAGACUUCAGAAAGCUGUUGAAGAAAGAGGAAAGGCCGGUCCUCAUUAUGUUCUACGCCCCCUGGUGCGGCGUUUGCAAGAGGAUGCAGCCUGUUUUUCAGCAGGCGGCCACAGAAACAAAAGGCAAAUAUGUACUGGCAGGGAUGAAUGUUCACCCGGCUGAGUUUGACGCCCUUAAGCAGGAGUACAACGUCAAAGGCUACCCGACCUUCUGCUACUUUGAGAAGGGGAAAUUCAUGCAUCACUAUGAAAACUACGGCGCUACCCCAAAGGAUAUAGCAGAUUGGCUGAAGAACCCUCAGCCCCCGCAGCCAAAGACUCCGGAGGUGCCGUGGUCGGAGACGGACUCGCCGGUCUUCCACCUGACCGAUGAGUCCUUUGACAGCUUCCUGGAGGAACAUCCUGCAGCCCUGGUCAUGUUCUAUGCCCCCUGGUGCGGCCACUGCAAGAAAAUGAAGCCAGAGUAUGACGAAGCGGCCGAAGUACUCAACAAAGCCACAGAUAGCCCCGGCGUGCUGGCAGCAGUCGAUGCCACGGUGCACAAGGCUGCGGGAGAUCGCUUCAAGAUCUCCGGUUUCCCCACCGUGAAGUAUUUUGAGAAAGGGGAAGAAAAGUACACACUCCCACACCUCCGAAGCAAAGACAAGAUCAUCGAGUUCAUGCACAAUCCCCAGGCUCCUCCGCCACCAGAGCAGUCUUGGGAGGACAGGCCCUCCAGUGUCAGCCAUCUUGGCUCAGAGGAUUUCAGAGAAGCUCUGAAGAAGAAGAAGCAUGCUUUGGUCAUGUUUUAUGCUCCCUGGUGUCCACACUGUAAAAAUGCCGUCCCUCACUUCACCACAGCAGCAGAACUCUUUAAGGAGGACCGCAAGAUUGUUUAUGCUGCUGUGGACUGCACAAAAGGACUGAACCAUGACCUCUGCAAGCAGGAGGGGGUGGAGGGCUACCCAACGUUCAACCACUACAACUACGGCAAGUUUGUGGAAAAAUACAACGGAGAUCGCGGGGAAGCAGGCUUCAUAGGAUUCAUGCGUAACCUCAGAGGCCGCGACCAGGAGAAGGUGGUCAAGAGGAAGGAGGAGCUCUGAGGGGGGGGGGCCCGUGUAGGAAAAGCGGAGGCAGGGAGGGCAAUGCACUGUGACCCUUGAGUUUGGCAAGGGCCCUUUCGGCACUGAAGUGGGGAAACUCAAUGACCUCAGCGAAAGGCUAUUUUUUUAUACCAUGGUGAUCUCAUUUGUAAUGAUACCAACAGAGUACUGACCUACCACUUGAGACUUCUUUCUUGUGGAUAUUUUGAUGGGCACAAAAUAGAUUUUAAAAAAAGAAAGUGAUUUUUUUUUUGUUUGUUUGUUUUUGCCCAGUCACUGUGACUUGAACAUGUUAAAAGCUACACCCUAUCUAUGCAAAAGUGAGCCCUGCUUCUGCCUGUGGGAGUCUGAUCUGCGAUCUGACUAUGGUGGAGUUCAACGUGGACGAUGCAUCUUCCGUCGCUACGCAAGAGGGGUUCAUCUGAUUCUUUUCAACCUGGCACUGUCUUCACAGAUGAUACAUGCUGAUCUUUUUCUUUUUUUUAUGUUAUUCAGUGCGUCGCUAUCUCUUUUUUAAGAUCAUUUAAAAUAAAUAAGUCAUGCGUUUCCAUUUAAUUAUCCAUUUCUGCCUAAAUCCAGCUCAGGUUGGUGGUGCCAUCAGGUUGACAUUUUCCCAGGCCUUUAGCAAGGACCAAAAGAGAGACAUGUAAGGUAGCUGAGAUCCAAAUCAUAGUUUUUAAAAUGUUUGUUCAUCUUCUAGAACCUCCAAGUAAAACAAAACCAAACAAAGAAAUAUAUAUAUUUUUAGCUGUACAAUCAGUAAUAAUCCAAACUAGGCAUCCUGGGGACUAAAGAGUCAAUGUUCUGUCUCCAAAAUGGUGGCCUUUUAAAAAUCGAAGAAUGUGAAUUAUCUGAAACCGCAAAAUGGCGAAGAUAAGUGGAAGAGAGUCGGAGGCCUGGUGUGACUGCAACUUGAGCCAGUCCGGGUAACAUAAUCAUCUAUUUAUCACUCACAGCUGUGCUGAUAUUUUCUCUCUGGCUUUUCGGUUUACUGCUCGCUCAUAACGAGGUUUCAUGAAUAUGCUAACAAGGUGGAGGGCUCCUUUACAUUAGCAUAGAAGCUCCCAAAGGUUUUGGGGUUUAAUUAUAAAAGUUACCUUUUUUGACGUUUCUUUGCAGAAGUAUUCACUGCCUUCGAACAUCGCAUCGACAUUCAACACGCUUUCUUGGGCAUUUUAUUAUAACAAAAAGUAAUAAGUUGUGAAGUGGAAGGAAAAUGAUGCGUGGUUUUUCAAAAUUUCUUAAAAAUACGAAUCUGAGAUUGAAUUCUUUUUCUUUUUUGGGGGCAAAGUAACUCUGGCUCAGUCAGACUGGGUGGAGAGCAUGUGUUAAGUUUUACCACUGCUUUUCUGUUGGAUUUAGCUCUGGACUUUGACUGAGCCAUUGUAAGAAACAAAUAUGCUAACUAUUCUUCUAACACUCUCAGCUUGCUAGAAGGUAAAGAUCUGCCCCAGUCUGCCUCGGACCAGCUUUCCUGUCCCUUUAGAAUAAGAUUAUCCCCACAGCAUGAUGCUGCCGCCGCCGUGUUUCACCGUGGGCGCCACCUCUACUUCUGAAAAGGACACAGCUUCCGUGGCGUGUCAGUUGUGACUUUUAAAGGCAAUCGAGUUGCACUGGUUUUUAUUUAGGGGCAUCAUAUUAUACGCGCACACCAAAUCUUCCAAAACCGUGUGUCACUUUUGUUACACUUCUCAAUUGUUAGCCUGCUGCAUAAAAUCGAAUGAGUAGUUUUUACGCUUGUGGCUGUAGCAUGAGGAAAUGUGGAAAAGAGACGAAAGCACACAAAUACUUUUGCGAGGCGAUGUAUCAUAGGUAGUGAUUCUAUUUAGAUCUUACCGUGAAGUGGAUCUAAAUGCAGAGCUGGAUCCCUUCAGGCCUAUUACUUGAGCAGCUGGCUUUGUGGGUCUGCAGCCUGCUGCGGGUGUCCGUGCUGCCUUCACUGACUCCUCUCUGAAACAUCGCCGCUGCGUUCGCUCCAGUCCAGUUCCGCCUGUCCUCGUCCCGGAUCUUCUCGAACACCUCUAGACGCUCAUCCCCCUGCUGUUGCGUCUCCGCAUCAAAUUUGAUUCAUCAUUAAUACCUUUUCAUCCCAAAAAUCAUUCUUUUAUUAUUUUGUUAGUUUGUUUCCUAACAUUCAAACUCCUGUCUAUUGCUCCAUUUGUGUUUAUUAAUCAAAACCUUUUCCUUCGAUACAAAUACGGUUCUCAGGGAUAGUGUAACACAGUUAAAAAGGGAAUGCAUUUACUUCUUUCCAGCUGAAUCAUUCUGAGCCCUUAGGCCACCGUACUAAAUAUUGUUUACAUUUUUUAUCUCAAAAACACACGUUUCAUUUGUUUUCCCCUCUUUUAUUUUGCCUUCGUAAAUCGAUCGAGGCGUGUUGGUAGUAGAGGUUACUGAACCCUUUAUUGGAAAAAAAAAAACAACAACAAUAUUUUUGAAUAACUUGCUCCAGUGAAAAUGACUGAAAUGUUCUGGCUGGAACCAAACACGUUUUAUAACCAGUUGUAAUUUCAUUGUCUGCGUGAACGUCCAUGAGUGUUUUCUGCGAUGGGGUGUAAGAGGACAUGCCGCUGUAAUUAAGGUGGCGUCCUCAUCUCAUUAAGCAACAACUGCCUUUCAUUCGUCUUUCCACUGGUUUAUGUUCAGCAGCCGCCCCACUGACAGUGUACGUUUCUUGAAUAAUCGAGAGGUUUCUUCCCAAAGGGAUUCAUGUUCUGUGGGUAUUUUUCACAAUUUAUGCCAAGAAGUCAUUGUUGCCUUUUGUUGAUUUUUUUGUUUGUUUGUUUGUUUUUUCCUCUGUGCCCGCCCAGCCAUAUGUACAGUUUUGACCCUUGCAGUAAGAAAGUAAAAUAAAGCCAACAUUUUGUUUUGCCUUUCUAUGGAAUAAAUGGUUCUUUUUGUAAAGCGUU